AUGGAAAUGGAGAAACAAGAUGCGAUAAGCAAAACUCCCGAAGAAAACAAAGAACUUAAUACCGAGGAAGACGUAACUUCAAGAGGAGACACUUUGAAGCCGUGGUGAGCCUUACUUAAACGCUUUAAUAUGGGACUACGUGUCUAUAGGGCUUUUUGCUUGAGACCAUGUGUUGUGUCAAGAAGACUGUGUUGAGGUUAUUUUCAGCUUUCUUUUCAAGACUGCAUAGCUUUCUCUACAUCCAUAUUUUAAUGAUCUAAAAGGUGAAAAGAAAAGAAGAACAUUAGCCGGUACUCUGACGUAGUCGCUUUUCACCUGAUUAAUACAAAGACGACAAGGAGGAUUUAAUAUACAUUUACACAUGGGGAUAAGCCGAAUUGUUAUUCAUAUCCUCCCAUACUACCCCCACGGAAUUUAGGAUUUCGACUACAUAUGAUAAAGAUCAAAAUGCUUUCUAAACGUGGCGGCUGUAUGGAAAAGUCCCAAAACUCUGCUGACUACAAUUUAUUAAUGAGUUUAUUUUUGAAAUUUGGAGUAAAAUUUAAAUGCACAUGUUUAUCAAUAUAUUCAAAGAAUAGCCUUCAUCUGUCAGGAAAAGAUGCUUGCAUAUUUGUCCGCGAAAAAGAUUAUCUGUUCCGAGAGCUUUCAGGAACACACAAUGUCCAAGGACAAAUAUACGAACAUGUAUUUUAGCCAAAUGGAAGAUUCUGCGCCUAUUGCCCUUCAAUAAUAUUUUUGAAACGCGCAGAACAAAAUAUGUUUACCACAACAAUUGGUACGGCCUUUUGUCAGUGUUUUCCUCUGCAACAACAGCAAAAAGUUCUCUUAAAUUGAAUUCAGUUGUAAACAAUAUCACCGGAUAUAAUCCAUCAAAUAAUUUUGUUCACAAUUGGUCUAAACGGAUAUACCCCAAGGGAUAUUCCCCAAUUAAAAACCCUACAUUUACAACGAUAAAUUAUCGUUAAAAACUUAAUUCGAGAUAGGAGAGCGUUUUGUGGUUAUUUCAGAAGAAGGGAUAUGUUUGUCUGCUCACAAAGUCGUAUCAGAGAACACUGUAUAGUGAACAUCGACAAAAGGUCAUCUAUUCGUAAACAUGUUUUGACGCGCGUUGCAAAAUAUUUAAAGGAUAAUAAACUCAAUGGUCUCUAUUUUGCUAUCUAUUUCUAUUAUUCUAAUAGUCUACUUGUCUAAGGACAUACAUCCAUGUUUUGUAGAACAGUAUUAUCAAACCUAAAAACAUUAGGGCUCUUCAAUUCUGAUUUUGGACUGCAUUGAUUUCUAGAUCUCCAUGCACUAUCUCUCAUCAAAAUUUACUUUUACUUGUUCAUCCUUUUUGCAGUGUUUAAGAUUUUGGCAUGAUACUGAUCCGAUAAGUGUUUCUUUCAUUUUUAGUGAGCCUCUUGAGAGAGCAAAGGAACUUGAUCAACUUGCAAUCCGUAGUUUAUCAGCAACGAAACAUGGCAAUGUUACAAGUGAAAAUGCCUCCCACGAUGAGAUUCAGGGGAGUUGCCAGCAGCUUAUCGAUGAUAUCAAUGCCAAAAGAAAGCGAGACACCGAUCUAUUGAACGGUAGAGUAAAAAUCCGGAAUAUUCUGAUUCUUUGCUUGAUCAAUGACUAUACUGUCUUAAUCUGUCAUGGCUGUUUCACCAUUUUUCUGAUUUAACCCUCAGAUAGAAAUAAUUUGCAAUCAAAGGGACACCUUAAGGGUGCAACGUUUUGUUCGUCAACGUAUUUGUAUUAUGGCUGCUGUUAACCUGAAGCUUUUGCGCAUUAGAUUAAUCUCACCCCGUUUUAGGAAACGUAUCUGAAUUGUAGCCCAAACUCUUGAGAGGGCCAGUAGGGUAAUUAUGGUAAAGGUAAUUUUGGUAAAAAGGUAAUUUUUCCCACCAGAUGAUUUCUCAUAGGGCACCAUCCACAACAAGACGAACUCUCUCGGUAUCGAAGGAACUGAGUUAUGAAUGCACUAGGAAACGUGACCUAUCGGUGCUAUGUGGUUGAAAAGAUCUUGUGAAUCUAGUCAGAUUUCCUUUUACCUGUAUUUGGGAAGCGACACAUUUUCUCUCCGAUUUGGAUUGAAUGAAUGUUUAAGUGUUGUCAUGCGAUGUUUGCCGACUGCCUUAAAAGCAUGUAUGUGAUUAUCACAUGCAAUUCUUCUCUUUUGCAUAGUUUAAGAGUCGCAUUUUACACCAACAGAGGGGCAAGGGUUAGUUUAUUUUUGACAUAAUAAAAAGAGAAAGCAGACCCUUUUUCUUGAACCUUCUUUUUAAUUGUCUAGCUCUUGACUUAAUUGAAUCCGAUAUGGAAGCAAUGACCUUCAUUUCCUUGAUUAAGCUGUAAAUGUCGAGAGCAGCGCCUUAAAUUUCUUAUCUAGUCGUUUCUUCUCGCUUUGCAACAAUGCAGAACGUAGUCGAGGCUUUUUAUUCGUUUAUCAUCCACACUUGGGAUGGUUGAUGAGCUUAACCUUUUAGGUCUCAAGAUCUGAUUUGUAAUUAUCCCUUCUAGCCUAUACAUAUUUUUUGUAGAUAAGUCAAAGUUCCGCAUUGAACUAAGUAACGUCUCGAAUACCGUUUUCGUGUAUAAUGAUAUCAAGUCCCACACAUUAUAGUAUCACAACAAAGAAAUGAGAACGAUUCAUUCACAAAAGCCGAUUUCUACUAAUCGUCAUAGGGAUGUAUAUCGUUAGAUUCUAAAGGUAAACACGUGUGCUUCUAUGAAGGGCAUAUACGUACAUACGCCCUAUCGAAGUAUAUGGACGUCACUCCCCUGAUGAACCGCAUAGUCUUCAGCGGAUUCGGGGGCCCAACGUCGCGUCAUCUUUCGUAAGUGUAGGUCCGUUGGAAGACACCCAUCGUCUGUUACAGUUUCCUGAGUAAUGUAGAUCGCCUUACUGAAAAACAUUUCAUGUUCUUAGAUUUCAAGAAAGCUCUCGAGGAACAAAUCAACGCUUCUUGUGGUGUUCUGGAAGAAAAUAUCGUUCAAACUUACGAAAGGCACAGCAAAACUAUUCAGGACAAACUUCAGGAAUUGUUUGCGGUUCUUGAAAGAAUAAGUAAGAUACUUAUUGUUCACAACCAUCAUUUUAAUCACUAAUUAAGACUUCAAAAUUACCACCGUGGCGACUUCCAUCUUAAAAUGGGCCAAAAUAUUCGAAACAAUUGUAUCUUGCAGAGACAGCCGUGAGAAUUAUGAAUGCAAUAUCAACUUCCCAUUCGAGAUGAUCCUUAGUGAAGAAAGAGUGAUAAAAAUUUGGAACUGAACUUUUUCAAAACAUGUUACCAACCCACAUAAUGAUGUUAAGAUAUCGUGACCUUAGUUAAAGAGGAGAAAAGGAUAAUUAAAACCGCGAGCUGUCUACGAAGACACGAUGGGUGCUAAUGGGAAAUUAAUCACUUUUCAAUUCAUCUGGAGCGCCUUUAUAUGAUAUCAUGUUGCGUAGCAGCUAUUUCGGACCGGACCGCUCCGCUUCUCAGAGGUUACCGCCGUAUGUGGGAGAGUGUGUGAAGAGUAUGUUGUAACUGAACACCGUAAAGCUGCUUUAUUGCAAGAUUAACAAAGCUUUGAUGAGGAUACUUGUAUACAGACCUGAUUUGCCCUCAGGUGUAAGAAUAUGGGCAACAUUAUCUGUGGUUCCUUUUAGGGACAAUCCCAAAUUGUUGUCUGUUGUCACGAGUUAUCGUGUUUUUGACCUCUUAACACACAUGUUUUCGAUUUUUUUUCCAUUUUGCCGUACUUGUCCAUCAUUCACCCUAGGUAUAACGCAACAACUGUUGACAAGACAAGUUGCUUUUUUUCCUUUCCUCUCGAAUCCGUCCCUUCAUACCAUACUGUAAGAUAUACAUGUUCUAAACCCCUUUGUUUUUCGUAGGUAAACUUGAAAAUGAACUGAUGGACUUCAAACAUUCCCUUGGUCUCCUCUAUAACGACAUGCAAGUUGUGUAG
This is a messenger RNA of Pocillopora meandrina, 3939 nucleotides long. The record is from the annotation of a GenBank genome assembly. Lineage: Eukaryota; Metazoa; Cnidaria; Anthozoa; Scleractinia; Pocilloporidae.